UAGUGAUGCAGUUGUGAGUUGCGUUAAAGCCAAUCACAAAACAAAAAAUGCCUGUAAACCUACAAUGAAAUCAAGGUAGAAGGCGCAGAAAAUUUCGGGCGAAAACUGGUGUGACGGAAGGGCUGCCUGCAGAAUUAGCAGUCCAGGACAGCCUUUUCCAGUUUAACUGCUGGCUGAAGACAAUGGAGACAGAAAUUAAGCAGGACGAAGAAGAGACCACAUUCAGUAACACUGACACUAACGGCAAGCGCCCUGCUGAGGACAUGGAUGAGGAGCAGGCUUUCAAACGCUCUCGCAACACUGAUGAAAUGGUGGAACUAAGGGUACUUCUCCAAAGCAAAAAUGCUGGAGCUGUGAUUGGAAAAGGGGGCAAAAACAUUAAAGCGCUGCGCACAGAUUACAAUGCCAGUGUAUCAGUCCCAGACAGCAGUGGCCCAGAGCGUAUCCUGAGCGUGAGUGCAGAUAUAGAGACCAUUGGUGAGAUUCUACUAAAGAUCAUCCCUACCCUGGAGGAGUAUCAGCACUACAGCGGGACUGACUUUGACUGUGAGCUGCGUCUGCUGAUUCAUCAGAGUUUGGCCGGAGGCAUUAUUGGAGUCAAAGGUGCCAAGAUUAAGGAACUGAGGGAGAACACACAGACUACAAUCAAGCUCUUCCAGGAGUGCUGCCCCCAUUCCACCGACCGUGUGGUUUUAGUGGGCGGUAAACCUGAGCGUGUAGUCGAAUGCAUCAAGGUCAUUCUGGAACUGAUUUCAGAGGCUCCCAUCAAGGGGAGAGCCCAGCCCUAUGACCCAAACUUUUAUGAUGAAACCUAUGACUACGGUGGCUUUACUAUGAUGUAUGAGGAAAGAGGUCGGCGGCCUAUGGGAGGUUUCCCCAUGCGAGGCAGAGGAGGGUUCGACCGCAUGCCUCCUGGCCGUGGCGGACGUCCCAUGCCUUCUAGGCGGGAUUAUGAUGAUCUGAGCCCCCGCCGUGGACCACCUCCACCCCCACCGGGGAGAGGAGGACGUGGGGGUAGCAGGGCCCGAAACCUGCCCCUGCCUCCACCGCCACCCCCUAGAGGAGGAGGUGAUCGAUUUUCCCACCAGAGCUAUCACAGCAAUAUGGAUGACAGACCAAACAGUGACCGAAGGGGGCGACCUGGAGACCGCUAUGAGAGCAUGAGUGGAGGUGGAUAUGACAAUAAUUCCUCUUGGGAACCCUUCCAAUCUGGUGGUCGAGGUUCAUACAGCGACAUUGGCGGUCCUGUUAUAACAACACAAGUGACCAUCCCCAAAGAUCUGGCCGGUUCUAUCAUUGGGAAAGGCGGGCAGAGGAUCAAGCAGAUCCGUCAUGAGUCGGGAGCAUCUAUCAAAAUCGAUGAGCCACUAGAGGGCUCAGAGGACAGAAUCAUUACCAUCACAGGCACACAGGACCAGAUUCAGAACGCCCAGUAUCUACUACAGAACAGUGUGAAGCAGUACUCUGGUCGGUUCUUCUAGAGCGUGGAGAUUGAAGCCAAACUGCCAUACUCAUUUACUUCAACUUGUUUUCAGAGCCUACAUUCCUCGGCUUCUUGGGUAGAUGUGCUCCCUUCCAUUUCUCCAUUUUUUUUAAACAAAACAUUUGAGGGAUAAGAUUUCUGAAAAGCAAGUGGAUCCUCUUAUUUCUUUAACGUUGUCUUUUUGUUCUUGCACGCAUUUUUUCUAUUAUGGAUUGUUUUGUAAGUCGAGGGAGCCCAUCUGUAAUGUUCACUGUUGGCCUUAUCAGAGCUGCAUGCAAAGUCUGUGUAACAUGCAGAAUGUAAACUUAAUAGUUUUUUUUUUCAAUGGCUUUAUCAUCCCAUGUUUUUUUUUUCUUGUGAUGUGGCUUUUUUGGUCAGUGUAAAUAUUCAGUUAAUCGUAGAAAUUUUAAAUAUCAUUUGUAUUUAAAGGAUAACAUCUAUUUUGAUUUGGAAAAUUGAGGGUAUCAAGGGUGGGAAGCUGAUGAAUUCCUAAGGUUUUUUUAAUUGCUAGUUUUCUCAGCCCGAUUUUCAGAUUGACAACUUCAGGAGAUGGACAGACCUGUUGUACGCCAUCGGCAUUGGGAUCCAUUCAGUCUAUCUGGAGCUUGUUUUGUACGUCUGUUUGUAAGCAUUUUUACCAUUUUAGAUUAAUCUGUCUAGACAUCUUUCACUCCACAGUUGGAGGAGAAAACAAAAAGCUUCUCUGUAAAAAUUUGUGGCAGGUCUCUGUUCUUGUAACUUUUUCUCUGUUUCCCCUGGUGUCUUUGUAGAAUGUGCAGCAAAUCUAAAAAAUAAAGUCUGUGCCACCUUUUACCAAA
This is a messenger RNA of Paramisgurnus dabryanus, 2301 nucleotides long. It is a transcript of the gene hnrpkl, whose product is annotated as heterogeneous nuclear ribonucleoprotein K, like. Gene Ontology annotation, molecular function: RNA binding. NCBI's taxonomy places the organism in Eukaryota, Metazoa, Chordata, Actinopteri, Cypriniformes, Cobitidae. The record is from RefSeq and is a predicted model, not a curated record.